AGUUAUAAAAACCCCUCAUCUCCUAAGGGACUGUCUUUCUAUACUUCUGUGCUGUAGAGGAUUAGAAAUAAAACACAUGUCAUCUUAGAAGUGUAUUUAAAAAGGAAAUAAAAACAGAACUUUGCAUUUUGGGUAGGACAGGCUCACGGGAAACUUCAAACUGUUUAGAAGACAAAUUUUCUGUAUCUGGUCAGCUGCUGUACCUUUGGAGUGAAGGAUGCUGUCGGAAGGUUACCUUCAGGGAAUUGUCUACCUCUGUGAAGACCUGAACCCUGAGCUCUACAGCAAGAGUCUGGCUGAGGAAGUGGUGUAUGAAAUGAGGUCCAUUAAUUAUUCUUCCACAGAUGAAGCACAAGGAAAAAGCCUCCUUCAGAGAUGCAGAUCUGCUGGCAAGUGCAUUUCCUCAGGCCGCUCUAGAGGUAGCAAGCACAGCAGAAGGCAGAAGGAUAAUCUCUUACAGCCUACACAGCACCCUGCGCCUGCAGGGCAGCCGUCGCCAACUAUGCAUGUCUGUGAGGGGCUGACAAAAAAAGACACCUACUUGGUUCCAUCUUCCUGCAAAAGCAUUUGCAAGAACUACAAUGAUUUGCACAUAGCUGGGGACUACGUUGUGCCAAUUAGCUCAGUCACGACAGAUUUUACCUGUGACAGCGGCAUAGGCCCCUUCUUGGAGUCCUCGGAGAUUCCUCCCCCCAUGGAGUCCGUGAGGGUGCCCCCCUCUAGUGACACUAGCCGCAAGCCACUCCAAGGCUACUCCUCAUGCUGGCGGCUGGCAAGCUUAGUGCCCCACCAGCAGCCCCUCUCUGACUCAGCCCUGAAUGACUACCUUGAACAGAAGCUGGUGGAGCUGUACAAGCAGUACAUCAUGGAUAGCACAGCAAACAGAGCAUCCCCUACUCAGAUCCUGGCCUCAGAGCUUAUAAUGACUAAUGUAGAUCAAAUCAGCAUGCAGAUAUCAAAGGAAAGGAAUAUGGAGACCACCAAAGCCAAAGACAUUGUCAUUAGCCGGUUCUUACAAAUAGCCAGUGAAAAAAUAUCCUCAGAAAUUAGCACACCUAGUCUGUGUAUUUCCCAAUAUAGCCACACUAAUGCAUAAUAUUGGAAUGUCUGCCCUUAGAAAGUUUUAUGUUCUGUGAAGUAAAUUUUUAGUUUCUUACGACAUUUUUCUGCUUCAUAAAAAUGUGUUUACCAUUGCCAUCUAAAUUAAACCUUCCAGUACAUAUUAAAUAGGUAAAAAUAUUUGUACUGUACAGCCCCUAUUGUUGACCAGAUGAUUUUUUUAUUUUAUUUUUUAUUUUAAGUUUUUCCCUAAAGGGUUAUUUUAGUGAGCCUCAGACAUUAAAACGAUUUUGUAGAAAAGUGAUUAAGACCAAGGGACACUCUUCCAGGUGCUCACAUGUUCGCUUUCUUCCCCAUGUGCUUGACAUAUAAUUUCAACUUUCCUCUGUCUAGAGUCUGCCACCCCUACCCUGAGGGCUGUGUGAAGUGAAAGCUUACACCCACACAAGCACAAGCACAGCGAUGGCAAAGCCACAGAAAUACAGAAUUUAGGAUGUCUAGUUCAUCUCCCUGCCUCAAAUGGCUUUACUUAUGACAUCCCUCACAGAGGUGUUUAUAAUUCAUUCUUAAAAAUCAUUAAGGGACAGAUACUCUACAGUUUCUUCUAUACUAACCCAAAUGUUUAAUUUAUAUCUUCCCGUUCAAAAGUUACCAUCGCUUUCUGUGAGGCACAAACUCUGUUUCCAAACAGACUUCAUCAGUGGGAGCGUGCAUAUAUACCAGUUUGUUUUGCACUGAGCUGAACUAUCACAGUGGACAGUGGUGACCUGUGAUCACAAACAGAUGCCACCUUUGCCAGCUACUUACAGAGCUACAGCUGUGGAAUGGUUGUGUAGGGACAGUGAUGGUAAUAAAGAGGGAAAAGGAAAAACAACUCAACUUUGUUAAGAGAACUGCACACUGAAAAAUAAGGGUUAGUCCAAAGCCCAUUUGAUUAAUGCGAACGGUUCCUUUGAACACAGAAGAAAGCUGAAACGGACCACUAAGCAGCAUGGCUAAUCGCUUCUGUUGUUAGGACAAGGUCAUUUGAACCUCAUGUAUUUCUAACGGAAGGUCCUUUAUUGUAAAAUUUUACUAAGUCUUAAAAUGAGAAGAAAAAGAAAAUAAAAAAAAAGAGCUGCCUUGUGGCAAGGAUGGCUACCUAUCUUGAGUCUGUAAAACGUAUAACAUAUAGUCAAUGCAAAUCCACCACUGUUUGAGUUUAAGUAUCAGUAUAAUAUAAAUACUAAUUUAUAAUAAAUAUUCAUUAAAAUGUCUUCAUGUUAUUGA
Falco peregrinus (peregrine falcon) is the source of this 2328-nucleotide messenger RNA. RefSeq names its product TLR adaptor interacting with endolysosomal SLC15A4 (gene TASL). Gene Ontology annotation, biological process: regulation of toll-like receptor signaling pathway. Lineage: Eukaryota; Metazoa; Chordata; Aves; Falconiformes; Falconidae. The record is from RefSeq and is a predicted model, not a curated record. The coding region runs from base 218 to 1096 and encodes 292 amino acids. The transcript is spliced from 2 exons.